Molecule: messenger RNA, 374 nt
Organism: Fusarium redolens
Lineage: Eukaryota; Fungi; Ascomycota; Sordariomycetes; Hypocreales; Nectriaceae
Exons: 1
Coding region: 82-312 (76 amino acids)
Source: RefSeq, a predicted model, not a curated record
GCCCCUAUAGCCGGCAAAGCUUCAUUAAGUCAAAUCAUCAUAGUUAGCUGCCUCAAUUGCAGCCUGAACCUAGCUGCACAUAUGCCAGCUGAAAAGCCUUACCUGCUCAUCAGCUGGCCCCAACCUUCUUCCUACAACCCACCUGAAAGGCUAAGACAAUACCACGCUUCAAUCAUCCAUCACGCAGUAAGUCAUCCGACCCGACUUCUGACCGCAACCGCUAACAGCAUCACAGCUGCACCGUCACGAUGCCUGUCCGAAGAAGCCUGCAGCCACCCGAUGAGGCCUUUCGUACCAAAAUGCCUGACCUGAUCCCUUAUUUUACGGCAGCUCUUGAAGACCAUGAACGCAAGGAUGAGCUCUAUGCCAUGGCA